GAGGCAGAGGCAGAAGCCUUGGCUGCGGCUGCCAAGGAGGAUGGUGAGGAGUCCAGUGACUCUUCUGACUCUGACUCGAACUCAUCCAGUGGCUCUUCCAGUGACUUUGGCCUGAAGAAUGAACAUGGGAAGGAGAAGAAACCGAAGGCGAAAGCAAAACCCAAGACCAAGUCUGGUUCCACUGGACAGAGGAAGCCCAAGCACACUGAUGAGGCUGCCGAAGUUCCGGGUGAGGCUCAAGAAGAGCCUGCUCCUAGUAUUUUGUCGUCAGACAAAGGCAGCCAACCCGCUCCUGAGGAUGGCAAGAAAUCAAGUCCAGCCGCCAUGUACGAGAAAGCAAAGGUGUGCUUGUCUUCUUUGAAGGAGAUGUCCGCGUGGAGCAUUUCAAAUGGCCUGAAGGCCCCUUAUGUAGAGGGGCGAGUUGCCAAAGCCUUUGACUUCAUUUCCAAGCUGGAGGGCCAGCAGGAUCCAAAUUCGCUGUCACUGGCAAAGGAACUUGGUGCUGAGGCAGAUCGAGUUUCACAUGCCAUGGAGAUGUUUCCAAGCCUUACAUCAGUGGAUCCUUUGGUUGAAGUGCUACAAACUCAUGGAGCUGACAUUGCGGGCACUGUGAUCCAGUGGACUUUUGAGCAGUUCAAUAGCUACCUCACCGACCUUGGGAGGAAGUUGUGUGACCUCCUCAGUUCACAGAUUGGUGACAUCAGCAAGGUUCCUGUCUUCUUCCACUUUGUCUCCAUUGCAAGUUCAGACAAAUGGAAAGGCUUGAGCUUGGGCCUUUUCAAGGAGAAGGCGGACCGGAUCUCUGAUGAGAAGCUUCGUCAGGAGACCUUGAUUCAUUUGGCUCAGGUGCAGCACAACUUACUGAACUACUUCCUAGACCGCUUCCGCACGAUGAACGCCAACAUCGUCGAAGCUGUUCUGGCUGCAAUGCCCUUGGAAUGGCGUGCGUGUGAGCUGGGCAAGAGUCACAUUGAUGUGAAGGCAGCGCUCUUGAAAUCAUCUGCGAUUGCGUCUUCACUUACCAGUUUGGAGUCUGAGAUGAUGUCCAAGUCCUUUCCACCGGAGUCUCGUUGGAGCGAGCUCUCCAGCUGCAAAGACGUGAUUGCACUCCUCUCGUCGGAACAGGAGAACUUCUCGGAGGAACAGAUUGGGCUUGUUUCCACACUGAUUGAUGCACGCAAUUCAGUGACUGCCCACUCUCCGAAGCUAGAGGACUGCUUGCCCAAGUUGGAGAACUUCCUCAAGAGCCAGUGGCUGUCCAACACUGAGACUGAUGAGGGUCGUGGCAAGCUCAAUCUAAGCCCUGAUUCUGAGCAAGACACUGAACACAUGCUUCAGAUGUUGGUGGACACAGGAAAAGCAGGCUUCUUGCACUACCACUUGCUUGAAGACACCCCAAGUGCGGUUGCACUGCUUGCGGCGCGGAUCUGCCAAUGCCUUCAUGGACCUUUCAAUCAUGAUGGGACUACGGUGCUUGCUCGUGCAGUGUCUCUAUGGGGAGAUGUACGUCCUGCACUGCUGGAUGCCCUACGCCUUGACACCGAAGCUCAAAGCAAGUGGGCCAUUAUUUCUGUGGCAAAGGAUGCGUUUCAGCGUCUUGAGGUUGCAAUCCAGCUGCAGGCGUUCAAUGAAUUGAAAGACCUCAUUGCCAAAGAUGGCUUGGAGGAAGCGAUGAACAAGUUUGACAAGACCUUCCCCGCAGAUAGCAACAUUCCUGCUUCCUUGAAUCACUUCAUGAGCACCUUGAGGUCAAGUAGGGCUCUUGCCUCUGAGCCCUUAGACACAACAAUUGGCUCCUCAGACUUUGAGUCGUUGCAGAAGAGCUUGGCCCUUUACAUGAAGCUCAAGGCUAUGGAUGCAUCUUUCCUUCAACUCGUCCAACCAGAUAUUGCAGUGAAGGUCGAGGGCUUCAUCAAGAUGUAUGACGGCGCAUUCAAGGGAUGGUUGAAGGAGAAGACAAA
Molecule: messenger RNA, 1961 nt
Organism: Durusdinium trenchii
Lineage: Eukaryota; Dinophyceae; Suessiales; Symbiodiniaceae
Source: the annotation of a GenBank genome assembly